GAUAAUAAAUAAGGAAGAAGAUUAACUAAAAAAGAAAAGAAAAGAAAAGAAAAGAGCACUGACUGCUGAUUCUUAUUUUGUUAAAUUCCUUCAUAGGAGAGUGUCAGUUAGCUCAACGGCCAUUAGAGUAGGGUCCGAUGAUGCUGAAGAACCACGCGCUUCGAAGCCUCAAGAGAUUUCUUCCAUGUCCGAGGAGUUUCACCAGCCACCACGCCUCCGAGAGAGUCGACUGCGUAGUGAUCGGGGCUGGCGUCGUCGGAAUCGCCACGGCCAGAGAGCUGGCCGCCAGAGGCAGAGACGUUUUGGUUAUAGAAUCGGCUUCCACAUUUGGCACCGGUACCUCUUCUCGCAACAGCGAAGUCAUUCAUGCCGGGAUCUACUACCCUCGCAAUUCUCUCAAGGCUAUAUUUUGUGCGAGAGGAAGAGACUUAUUGUAUAAAUAUUGCACUGAACAUAAUGUUCCUCAUGAACAAAUUGGUAAGCUCAUAGUUGCAACAAGUUCUUCAGAGAUUCCAAAGCUGAAUGAUAUUAUGAGACGUGGAAUCCAAAAUGGGGUUCCCGGAUUGAAGAUGAUGGAGGGCUCUGAAGCCAUGAGAAUGGAACCUGAAUUGCAGUGUUCGAAAGCAAUACUAUCACCUCUUACUGGGAUUAUUGAUACACACUCAUUAAUGCUAUCUUUAGUGGGGGAGGCUGAAAACAAUGGAGCAACUUUCUCAUAUAAUACUACUGUUAUUGGUGGCCAUGUCGAUGAAACUCGAAUUCGCCUUCACAUUGCUGAAACAAAAUCUCUUGAAAAUGGUUUGAGGUCUUUAAUUCAUCCAGAAUUAGUACUUAUUCCUAAUCUUGUUGUAAACUCAACAGGCUUGAGUGCCCCUGUCCUUGCUAAGAAGUUUGAUGGCAUACACACUGCAGAAAUCCCACCUGCUUAUUAUGCUCGUGGUUGCUAUUUCACAUUGAAUAAAAUGAAGAACCCUCCUUUUAAACAUUUGAUAUACCCUAUUCCAGUAGAGGGUGGGUUUGGGGUGCAUGUUACCCUAGAUUUAGAUGGUCAGCUGAAGUUUGGUCCAGACGUUGAAUGGAUUGAUGGUUUGGAUGAAAUUUCAAGCUUUCUAAACAAGUUUGACUACACUGUAGAUGCCACUCGGGGGGAGCUAUUUUACCAGGAUAUUAGAAAGUACUACCCAAAUUUGAAGAAUGAUUCUCUUCAGCCAGGAUAUGCAGGAAUUCGACCAAAAGUUUCAGGUCCUGGACAGCCACCGGUUGAUUUUAUAGUACAGGGGGCAGAUAUUCAUGGUGUAGCUAAUCUUGUCAACCUUUUCGGAAUCGAGUCACCGGGUUUAACAUCAAGUUUAGCUAUUGCAGAGCACAUUGCAACCAGAUUUUUAUGAUGGGGAACCCAUCUUUGCAGUGCAUUGAAGAUUUCUGAUAUAAUACAUUCAAAUACUAUCCUCUUCAUUGUCUGCUUCCAUAAAAGCCAUUUUUCUCUCUUCCAACUCGGACUUUUGAGGAGAGGUAAUUUGAGUUUCACCGUAUGAAGAUCCUACAUAUUUGUUGUAUCAUGUAGUACUCUUACCUGUUGUAUAAGGAGAAAAACAUGUAAAACAUAUAUAUAAACUAUAUAUAUAUACUGGUGUAUUUGGUAAUAAGAUUAGUGAGUACAUUAGUAUGAAUAAGUAAAUUUGUACAUUCUCAUCCUAACUCAGAUUCCAGAUUUAUGAGAAGAAAUAUCUAUAUUUUGAAGUGUCUGAAGUGACAUGAAGGCACAAGAAUCUUUUAACUUUAGAUGCAUCAUUACCCUGGGACAACUUCCCUCCACAACAAGCACUAAUCUCCUUUUAGGAAACUUUUUCCACUUUAGCACAAUUUAUGUGGAAUCAUAAGGAAAAAAAACCCUUUUAAUUCAUGCCAUGUGUCAGCAUGCUGUAAAUUCUAGUAAGAUGGUGCAUUUACUCAUUUUUACAAUAAGAGCUUUAAACUCACUUUAUAUAUGUUUUGGCUUUGCAGUUGGUAAAGCAUACCUCCUUUUAAAUAGAUAUCUUACUUUUGUUUGAUAUAGGGUUUUUUAGAUGUGUUACCCAUGUUGGAAUUAGGUACAUUUGUUACUCAACCGAGCAUACCAAGAUUCUCAAUGUAAACACUCUUUCACAAACUAAGGAAUGGUGUAUUUUUCACCAACUUUUUUCACCAUCCGGCAUUGAAAAAGGACUUGAGUGCAUGAUUUUUUGAACAAGAAAAAUUCUAAAAAAGGAAAAUCGAACAGUUUUUAAUCAUUACUGAUCCCAUCCCAACAUCACAUCGGUUGUACAAAAACACAAGACAUCGAUUUCUAAGCGAAUGACAUCUAAAACAUGUCAACCGACACAUCAUGUUUUUACAUCAUAACUAUUCUCUCUACAUCUCCAAGACUACACACCUAAACAUUUUUAUACGUGCACAAGAAUCUUUAGAUACAUCAUCACCUAGAGACAACUCCCCUCCACAAAACAAUACCACCACACCACACACACUCCCUAGAUGAAUCUAAAUCUAAAAUACCUUCACUUUAGCCAGACAUGAGCGACAUGGCUCGUCUGAAAUCCAGAGAUUUCAGGGCUGAGCCCGGAAAAUGCUUAUUAGGAACCCAUAGUUCACCAUCAGGUGGCAACAAUAUCCGAGGUUGCUUAGUCUUCUUGCCUUCAUCUCCAGCUUUCUUUGUAGGGUCAUCUUCUUUCUUGUUCUUCACAUAUUCAAAGAACUCCGCGACUUGGCGAGCAUACUGUCUCUUUGCAUCAAUGUCUUUACUGAAAUCAAUGUUGGGUUCACAGUCAAGAACCAAAGCAGGUACCUUUUGAAUACUUGAAUGCAUAUGAUUUCCUUCUAAGAAGAACACUCUCCCCCUAAUAUCAGGAUGCAACGAAUUGUCUGAAUGUAAAGGUAAUUUAUUAACAGACAAGACCCCAUGAUUGCCACUUUCAUAAGGGAAAAGCCAGCUCUCAUGCUUUUCAUGCAGGUCACUGAGAUACUCUAAUGUCACUCCUCCUUCCUCGUUUCGUUUUCGCAGCUUCAUUCUCUUGUGACAAGUAUCAGGGCUUGCUCUAAGGUAGAUGAAAGCAUCAGGAAUAAGCCCAGGCAAACAUGAAACAACUGGAUCAAACCAUGAGUCAUAAAUGCUAAUCUCCAUCUCAUUCAUCCAUUUUGCUUCAUGCACAGCUCUCACAAACACCAUUCUAUCACUAAAAACACUCCUUUCCAUCAACCUAAGUGGCUUUAUACCACUAGAUGACUCUCUCUCCUGCAUAACCCUUGUCACAAAAACAUAGUUCUGAAAAGUAUAGGCAUACCUCUGAGGCUCAGCAUAGAAAGCAUCCAAUAUGUUGAAAUGGUCUGGUCCAACAUCUUGCCACUUGUUAAUGGGUUCAGGAACAACCUCAACAAGAUCACGUAGCUCAAUUGUUUCAUUAGCUAUUCUUUGAAGGAAUGUUGUCUUUCCAACACUGAUAUUUCCCUCAACACAGAAAGUAAGCCGUUUCUUCUUCUGGUUUUGGCCUGAAAUCUUCAUAUCUUCUUCAUCAACACUCUCUUUGAUAUAAGUAGUUAUACUCUCGGCAUGGUUACGGUGAAUAAUUCCUACAGAAUCCUGCAAAAACUCCACCAUUUUUUGACUAGAUUUUCCGAAGAAGUUAUCUUUAUACAAUUGCUUCAACUCAGCAACACCAGAAAUACCUUUCUCCACCAGUUUUCUCAAAUUUCUUGGACCCACUCCCGGAAUGGUCAACAAGUCCGGGUUAUCGGUCAAACCACCACCACCGGACGACGAACCCCUUUGCCUCCUGUUAUGCGACCGCACAGGCGGCUUCUCCUCCGAACCCUUUUCGGCUUCUCCACCUUCACCAUCACUAAAACACACCAAACCCUCUUCAGAUUUCUUCGUACCCUCAACGGCAGUUUGAAGCCACGCGGCCCUGUGCCCUGGACGCCGGCCGUUCUUACACGCUACCCACGCCCGAAACGGUGCCCUGUUCCCGGUUGAGCAUCGGCAAAUGCUGCCGUUUCUGGAAGCCGCGGCUGCGACGGCGGCAAAACGAGAAGAAACGGUAGAAGCGCGUGUCUUGGAGAAAGAGCCGGCGAGGGCUGCGCCGCUAGCGAAAGAGGAAGCGGUGGGCAUUGGGAAAACAGAGGAAGAUAAAGAAGAAGAAGAAGAGAGAGAGGGGUUUUUGAAAGCCAAAGGGAUUGAGUUUUUAUGGAUGGAGAAUGAAAAUGGAGCUAGAGUAGGACUAGUACACAGAGGAGUACAAAGAAUGGGGCUUUUCCUCCACAGUUUCUGCAUAACUCUCAAGCAUCUCUAAAACCCUUUGAGGUAUACUCUCUAAUGGUAACUCUACAGGGCGGGAAGAAGAAGAAGAAGAAGAAGAGAGAGUAUUAUCUAUAGUCUACAGUGGAGGAGGGUUUUUGAAAUGAAUGGGGUUUGUUUGUUUUGUUGGUUUUGUCAGGGUUUUGAGAAUGAAUAUUAU
Molecule: messenger RNA, 4490 nt
Organism: Cannabis sativa
Lineage: Eukaryota; Viridiplantae; Streptophyta; Magnoliopsida; Rosales; Cannabaceae
Product: L-2-hydroxyglutarate dehydrogenase, mitochondrial
Exons: 5
Coding region: 138-1388 (416 amino acids)
Cellular component (GO): mitochondrion
Molecular function (GO): (S)-2-hydroxyglutarate dehydrogenase activity; (S)-2-hydroxy-acid oxidase activity
Source: RefSeq, a predicted model, not a curated record